Gaeumannomyces tritici R3-111a-1 is the source of this 2070-nucleotide messenger RNA. RefSeq lists its product as hypothetical. The transcript has 3 exons. The coding region runs from base 279 to 1307 and encodes 342 amino acids. NCBI's taxonomy places the organism in Eukaryota, Fungi, Ascomycota, Sordariomycetes, Magnaporthales, Magnaporthaceae. The record is from RefSeq and is a predicted model, not a curated record.
GCUUGUGGGGUGAGGUCGGACCUGACUCCGACCUCAACGCCCAACACCAUGGAUGCGAAGCUCAUACAAACGAAACCCCACCUCACCCGCCCCUCACGUCAGCCUCCGCAAACAAAUGACAUAGGGCGCAAGUCGAAUGACAUGGUGGGCAUCGCUGACAGGGGACUAUAUAUCCUAACUACCAUACCUGGCCCUAGACGUUCCCAACUCAAAGAGCACUCGUGUGGUUCUGAGGCACUCCUUAGCAAACAGACGAGACAGCAGCCACGCCAAACACGAUGAAGUCUUCUUUGCCACCCGCGCCGCCCAUCGCCGCAGCGACACGCCAUGUCGCGGGCCAUACCCUAACAGUCUACGGGCUCGACGAGCUGUCGUCCACCGCCUCGCGCGUGACCAUACUCUGGCUGCUCCACGGCCGCCUCUGCACCACGGCCGACAUGGCCGACGUCGCCGCCCGCUCGGUCGCCGCAUUCCGGGACCACCCGCGGUCGGCUGAGCGCGGUCUGCUCGCCAUCGCCCUCGACCAGCGCAACCACUCGGCUCGCCAGGUCAGCCCGCUGGCCAACGAGAGCUGGGCGCAAGGGAACGCCGCUCACGCGCAGGACAUGUUUGCUUUGGUCGCCGGCUCUGUGGUGGAUGUCGGCCUGUUGAUCGAUCUUUUGCAGGGAAGUCUCUUCCCCGAGAAGCCAGAUGCCUUUAUCGACUCUCACUACGUACUCGGCGUCUCACUGGGCGGUCACGGCACUUGGCAACUCCUGUUCGCGGAUGAGCGGGUCAGGGUUGGCGUGUCCAUCAUUGGCUGCCCCGAUUACAUGUACCUGAUGUCCGACCGCGCCAAGAAACUCAAGCUAGCCACAGCCAGCGCUGCUGAUAACGGAGCGAGCUUCCUGGGCAGCAAGGACUUCCCUCCGGAUCUCGUCCGGGCUUGCAGGAAGUUUGACCCAAAGGGCUUGAUCUUCGGAACCCAGGAGCCUACGUGGCCGCUGCCCCCUGACGGGGAAAGCCAAGCCAGGCAGUUUCUUGCAUCUCGAUUGCGAGGCAAGAAGAUCCUUAACUGCUAUGGAGGCGCCGACAGGCUAGUGCCGUACCGCUGCUCGGAACCAUUCCUUAACUUCUUUAGGAAGGCGUGCGACCAAUGGGCCCCUGAACUAGACGUGAGCUUCGACAGUCGUGAGUACCCAGAGGCGGGCCACGAAUUCGCAGAUGAUAUGGUGCUGGACGCUGUCAAGUUUAUUGUGCACGCGGCCGCGGCGGAGGCAGGAAGCAGCAUUAGCAAAGCGGGUGGUGUGAAUGUGUCUAGGAUUUGAAAGGUCUCUCGCAUCGAAAUUGGCUGAGGCUGGCAUAUGCUAUUUUAAUGAGGGCCCGGCCAGCCCCAUCUCUGGUCGCUAUCUCCUCCAGGCGGCACCAGAUGGGGGAGCAAUAGUCAAAGACUCAGUACCAUCAACGAGGAUGACGGUUUCAAUGCCGCUCUUGAGCUUUUCCUCGUCGUCAUGGAAAAGUCGCUGGCUUAUUCCCCAAGGGUUCCGAGCCUGCCGCUUCCUAGCGAGAGCCUCCCCAGCCCCAUGGGGAUCAUCAGUCCAUUGACCGAUAACUUCUCUAAUCCCUCUCGCCAUCACCUCGUCCUUCUCCUCCGACACAGACUCUUCAUGUCUAGUCGAGGGGACAGCUGGCCCAUCCAGUUGCUCCAUUGCUUGGAGCCAAGGAGGCAGAUUUGGUGGGUUAAUACCAAUAAAGUUGACGCGGUCGAUGGGAAAGCCAAUGGCCGCACAAUGGGCAUCCACAAUUCGCAUCCGCUUGAAAGCGUGGCUAACGACAGUGAGCUUCACAGGCCACGUCGCAUACCGCCUCCAGAAGGCUACGACGGAGAAGAGGACAUUAUAAUAUGAGUCCAGUGCCUGCUCUUCAAGGAUAAUGCGGGGAGAGAGCGGGAUGGGCGAUAGCGGAUGCUGCCGAGUGCCGUCUGUUGACGGAAUGUCGGCAGAUAUCAAGCCAAAGUAUCCAUUCGUAGCAGCGAGAUUUGCGUAGCUGCGCGCCUCAGAGAGAGCAGUCUCCUUCCAUGUCGGGCCACUG